GAUUACUGCGACCCUUAGUGGUUAUGCGAAGAGCGAAGUAUCCUCCCAGGCGGCGAAGAAGUGUGCGAACGCGUAUAUCUGCAUCAGGUUUAUGCUCGUUCAUCUUUAGGCCGGAUACACAAAACAGCUAAAAUUAUGUUGGAAGUCACAGUGAAGACGUUAGAUUCACAGAAUCGAAAUUACUCUGUACCUGACGAUAUCACUGUCAAAAGCUUCAAAGAGAAAAUAGCCUCGUCAGUGAACAUCACUGCAGACAAGCAACGUCUUAUCUUCUGUGGGCGAGUGCUGCAAGAUGACAAGAAAUUGAGUGAUUAUGAUGUUAAUGGCAAGGUUAUUCACUUGGUGCAACGGCCACCACCACAGCCGUCUUCGGGGGGCUCAUCUUCAUCGGGGGCUGCCAGCACUGGUUCUGCUUUAGGAGGUGGAGGGCCCAGAGGAAGUGCAUCUGGUGGGCUGCCUCACCCUCGUGAAGGGGGUGGCUUUCUGCUUGGUGCUUUCACCAUCCCCCAGGACAUGAUUGAUCCUGCCCAAGUACAGCAAAUCGUGCAGGAUGUUGUAUCUGGAAUGGGAGAAAUUGGCCGCAAUGCCACUGUCAUGUCAAGAACUUCGGAAGAUGGUUCUUCUGUGGAUGUGCACAUUAACUUGGGUCAGGUCCCCAUGCAGAGUGAGGCCCAGUUGCGUCUCAACCAGGCUCAAACAAUGGUGCAGAAAGCAACUCGUGUAAUUGCUGCUCUUGAGAACCAAGGUCAGCAGACUACACCAGCCCCUGAUGUUGAAGGAAUGGAUCUUGGAGAACGAGUUGAAGUGGAUGUACAAAUGGUUGACACCAACGGGAAUGAUACGGCACCACCUAACACAUCAGCUGGCAAUAGCAACGAUAGUGAUGCAGCAGCAUCUCGGCCCCUGGGAUUGUCAUCGUCAACCGGCCGUUUCGGUGAGGGAAUCGUGAAUGCUGCUAGGGCAGCUGCCGCUGCAGCAGCUGUUGUUGCUGCACGUGUCACAGCUGGAUCAGUGUUUGGCUCUUCUACAGCUACAGAGAGUCCAGCAGUAACCUCUGCUGCAACUACCAGUCAGCAUCAGUCACCCAUCCAGUCUACAGCUGCUGAUGGUGGAGCAGCUCCUGUACAGCCAUCGGCACCAACUACUUCUGUGCCUUCUGGUCCAGCACAGCAGGGCAGUGGACAGCCUAACACCAGCACUAGGCCACUGAGAGAAUAUGGGCCUCCUGCUGCAGCCUUGGCACCUAUUCUUGGUGAGAUACUACAGCUGCAGACUCGACUGGCUCCACAUCUUCAGCGAUACCAGGAGCUUGUUCAAGAUGAACCAAACACUCAAUCCAUGACGGAUGCUAAUGUGCAGCGCUUGGCCAAUGGUGUAUGCUGUGCAUUACAUCUGUUGAGCCACGCUUUGCAUGCUGUGAGUGAUCUCCAUGUGAAUGUGGGUGCCAGGCCACGUACGCUGCGUGCUCGCCUUCUGGGACCCAGUCAGGCUGGCAGCAUCUUUCACACUAGCAUGCCAUUCCAAAGCCAAAUAAAUAUUGGUGCAGCACAGUCCCCUUCAACCGAAUCUGUUCCUACCACAAGAAUAUCUUCUGGCACCACCACCACAAGUGCUACAUCGACAUCUACACAGGCAGCGCCAACGCCUAGCAGCAUAUCUCCUACUACUGGAGGCGUUGGUCCCUUCAGCACUACGGGCCCUGCACUGCUGACAGCUCAAAGCCCAGUAGUGUUCAUGGAGCUUGGACCAGGGUCUAUCACCAUUGACAGUAUUUCCACGGCAGUGAUCAAUGACCUUCCCACACCCUUGGAUCGUAUUGUGGAUCAACCUGAGAAUACUAUCCCUUCUGCUUCAACAGUUGAGGAGGGUCCCUCGAGCCAGCCUGGUUCGGCAAGCUCCCAAACUCGUGCACAAACAACAGGAGCAGCAACAGUGACUACGUCAUCCGGAACAACCGGCACUCGUGCAUCACCAGGGCCAUUCAGGGGCCUAGCACCACUGAGCUUUCCAUUGGGCACAGCCCUUGGGGGAGCAUUAGGCAGCUCAUUUGAUCCCUGCCUUCCAUGCAAUUCUUUCUGGACACACAUGAGUCAGGGUGGCACAGGCCACCUGGUGGGCAGCGGAGGUAAUACCAGCCAGGGUGCCCGGCCUGCACCACAGGGACCAACGCAGGCACCACAAUCUGCGAAUCAACAUGAUGAUCAGCUGCACCAGAUGUUGAAUGGCCUGAUGACUGCCCUCCUACACCAGCCUCACCUUGUGCUGCAACGUCAGCACAUGCACAUGGGCCAAGGCAGCGGCAGCGAGAGUAGUGGGAGUCGUCCAAGAGCCACUCUGGCAGGAAUGAUGCCAGGCCGGAGCCGCCACAUGUCCAUGCGCCAGACUCCCCUAGUCUACAGAGGCAAUGGGCCUACAACUGCAACUACAGCUAGUGGGCCCAACACAGCCACUGCAGAGCUGUCAGCCAUAUCAGCACGCCGCCGACUGAGCCCGGAUGCCCGUUAUCCUUUGCCUCGACCGGUCAGCAACAUGGACUUCCAUGGCCGCCUGGCGGUCAUCAUUCGUGACCGGUCACAUGGCGAAUUGGGGCAGCACCGGCGCUUAGGCUCUAGUGGUUCCCUCUGGCCUGGCCCGUCUUCGGGCUCGGCACAGCAAGGGCCAAGCUCAGCAACAGGUGCUCAGCAGCAGCAAGUGGAGAAGCAGCCAGCAAGUGCAGAGGCUCGUGACAGGGAGCCCAAAAGUGGGCCUGCUACAACAUCCACCUCUGCUGUUGAGGCGCCAGUUCCAAAGGCUGGCCAGAGCCUAGAAAGCUCAGCUUCUAGCAUGCCAGGAAUGUUGGCUCCCACAUAUUCCCUGCAAGGGCCUCUAGCCAAUAUGGUUGAGGUUGUCCUCAAUGAUUAUUCCUGGGAACAGAAUUUGUUAGAUGCUGCAACACUAUUAGAGAUUUUCGUCCAAGAAAAUGUACUCUCUCAGAACUUGCUUGGAGAAGAAUUUGCAACCAGCAUUUUGGCAAGCCUUUCUCGGGAGCUGACAGCUGAGGACUUGGUCUCUCUGCUGGGUGGUGAUCGCCCUGGACGGCUCAAUCAACUACAGGGAGUACUGCAGCUGGCAGUGGUGCAGCACCUGACUCCAGGCGCAGUGUCAGACCUACCUCAGUUGGUAGUGCCAGCUAGAGAUGCCUUGCUAGAUAGAUGGGCUGCCCCACUUAUACAAGACAUGCAGGCAAAAGGCAAUGUGAGGCCUAACGUGGAUGUGCAAGCUACCAUCAAUGGAUUUCUGAGUGAAAGGCUGCAUGCAGUUCUUCUGCACAUCCUUGGGCCAAGCAGUGAGAAUUUUGGCCAAGAAUUGCUGUCUAUCAUCCAAGUGGCACUCAGUGACCUGGUGGCCCUGGCAUCGUCUUGCUUUGAAGAUGGUGCCGAGUCCCUGAAUACAAUCUUCCGUGCCAGGGUGGAUCCCAUCUUGUCAGGGCUGAGUCGGAAUCUAAGCUGCAAAACCCGUGUUUUCUUCUGCGGCUGGGUUGGUGCCUUCUGGCAAAGAGUUUUUGAAGGCUUGACAUUUUCCCAGGCUGCUACUGCUGCCAUUGCUUCAAAAUAUCUUGUGCAGCGUGACAUCACUCCAGCAAGGGAUACUUCUGACACUAUCUCCAGCCAAAAUGAUACCACUGCACCAAGAAUGGAUGUUGACCAUCAUAUCACAGGUCAGAGUUGUGCUGUGCAUAGCACUCGAAGUCUAAACAAUGGGGGAGCUGCGAGCAUAACCUCAGAAAAUCGGCCAGUACCACCCCCAAUGGAAGAGGAACCACUCCCUGUCAUCUUGGGUUCAGAAUCCUGGCAUGCCUCUGUACCAUCAGAAUGGGUGCCUAUCAUCACAAGGGACAUCCAGAGGCAACGGCGCCAGGCAGCACAACCUCCAUUCAGUGAUGCCUACUUCUGUGGAAUGCCUUCAAAGCGAAGAAAGAUCAUGAAUGGCAGUGGUGCAGCAGCUGAGAACGCAGGCUCCUUGACCGAGGCAUUGCAGCGUGCUGUGCAGCGUGCAGGUGUGCGGGCCCCACGUAAUGGCAUGGAGGCAUUCUUGACCGAGGCACGCCAGAACCCCGCUCUUCAGGCUGCUCACAAGCUGCAGUUGCGACAAGCUGUGCGAGAGCGACUCUCCUCUGACCCAGAUUUUCGGGCUGACCGCUUCCCUAAUGCGCACAAGUUUUACUAUAGUGCAGACCCAUAGGAUAUCAGGGAAACGGGGAUAUAAGAAGGGGGGGAAUGCCACUGCCCUUAGUGGCCUUCUUGACCCACAAGGGUACAAGCUACAUGUGCAAGUUGCGUCUGUAAUGCCACCUUGCUCAUGCAACUUGUGCUGCCGCUGGUGGAAAUGCCACUUUCUCUGGUCAUCGAAAUCCAGAGGCAGGGCCUCACUUGGAAAUAAAUGGCACCAGUGUCACUGUGGGCAUUGUAAGGCUGUCAUAGGAAUAUGUAGAGCUGCUCUGCACAUAAGUUUUCAAUUUUUUCUCCCAUAUUCGUGAUUGCGGUGUGAUUUGUCGCCUACCUUCACAAGCAAGAAGCGCUGGAAGCGACAGCUAAAUUCUCCUCUAGAUUUCAGUGGGGUGAGGCAGUUACCAUUGUGUAAGAGCAUAGAGUACCUUUAAAUUUGAAAUAUGCAAAGAAACUUUGCCCCAGUUAUUAACAUUGCUAUAAAAUUCAAGUUUUUGGAUGACUGUACAUGUUUGCUUGAGGGCCAAACCUUUUAACUUCCGACUCAGAAUUAAGGAAAGCCAACCCAAAAAAACUUUCAUAAUCAAUCCAGAAGGGCUGAUAUUUCCAUCACAUCUAAUUGCCAUGCAUAUUUCCUGUGCGAGCUCCAACCUUAUGUUGAACAGCCAAUGCUGAAGCAAGGCUGGGUAUACUACAGUAGCAGGAAAGGUAUGCUUAUCGUGCUCCUCAUUGCAUGCAACAUUCAUACCCAUGUUGAAAUCUAAGUAGCACAAAAUGAGUGCUGCUUUCUCAGCACUUAAAUGUUACAAUGCUUCAAGCAGUGAAUUUCAUCAGCGGUGCUUUUUACUUGCUGUGCAUCCAUAGCUGUACUGCUGCAACAACUCGUGUGUGCACCCAGAGUCAUUCAAAGUUUUCUUGUAGUUUCGUUGCUUCCUGCUCCUCGUGCAUCCUCUAUGCUAAAUUCUGGCUCACACAAAAAAUUGGCUGUUAUUGCAAGUCUAUACAGAGUGUCCCAGCUGAAGUUGUUAAAAAAAAUAUAUAGCUGGCACGAUGUACGAUGUGAGACCUACGCUGCUCAGUCAUCUUCCACCACCAGAAUUUUUGUGUAAUAAUGACCUGGCCAAUUAAAAAAGAUGAAUUAAACUAGUCUAAAUUUUGAAAUAAUGGCGAGUUGCGAUGAGAAAACUGUUAUUCCGUCAUAAAAAAAGAAGGAACCUUCAGUCGUUAUCAGCCCGCUAUGUCCUAUGUAAUUAUUUUUUCAGUGUUUUAUAUGUAGCACACAAAAUAGAAAAAGUGCCGCGUGAUUACACGCUCAUACACAGUGACACCAGCUGUCCCCAGAGUUAUUUCUAGGAACCAACUUUGCUCAUCACCUUAUGCAGUAACUAGGUCAUUACGUGGACUGCAAUCAUCAUGUGCAACAUGCAGCUCACAAUUAGCAGGAACCGACAGCUUGCCACUUCCGCUUGCCGACAGCUUGCCACUUCCAGGCAGUAACCAAGUCAAGCAGUGAGUGGAGUUAGUUCCUUCAAAUCACUUUUGGGAUCGCUGGUGUCACAGCACGCAGGCUCAUGAUUACCUGGCACUUUUCGUAAUUCACAAACUGAGUAAAGUACAGAAAGAAAUAAUUACACCAAACAUAGCACGCUAAAAAUGAAUCAAGGGGUUGAUUCGUGCCGGUAUAACAGUUUUCCCGUCAGAAAUCGCACCCACAAUUCAAAAAUAAAAACUUCUGUAAUUUCCCGUGUAAUUAGUGCACACAAAUCAUAGGUGGAAGAAUACUGAUGACCAAACACUGCAGAUUCCAUAGUCCCAUAAUGUACCAGUUGUUUACAACACAGCUUCACUAACGUUGGCUGGGACACACUAUAUAGCAGUGAUCGCUGAAAUUCAAGUAAAUUGAAAGCUUCCAUUAAUUUGUAUUUCAUUGUUUGAUUGGCACAAAUGAAAAACUAAAGAAAGCCACUUUUUUAUGCAUUCUGUGCCAUUAACCAUGUAUUUUCAGAUGUAGUGUGUGAUAAAAAAAUGAAAAUAUGUAGUGGACUGCACUCCAGCAGGUUAACAGAUUUAUGCCCAGGAUUUUGCUGUUUACAUUACUAGCUUGUGCGAAUUCAAACACAGUGUAUAAAAAUUAUUAACUGUAGUCUAAUUGAAUUCAUUUACCUUGUAUGUUGUGCAGGGAUAAAUGUGCAGGUUGUUUGGAAACUGUGACCCACCCAAAGAUGUGCAUUGACUGUGGGGUUUUAAUGUUUAAAGUGUUGAUGAGAUGAUCGACACAUUCCUACAUUUUGUGUUAUGUUAGCAUAUGUAUGUAUAGACGGUUUGAGGUUUUGAAGGAGAAAUUUGUGAGAAAAAAAAUGUCUGUGCAUUGUGACUGUUUUUUGGCAUCACCAUUACAAGAAAAAUAAACAUUUUAUGAGAGUA
Molecule: messenger RNA, 6629 nt
Organism: Dermacentor albipictus
Lineage: Eukaryota; Metazoa; Arthropoda; Arachnida; Ixodida; Ixodidae
Product: large proline-rich protein BAG6
Cellular component (GO): BAT3 complex
Molecular function (GO): polyubiquitin modification-dependent protein binding; misfolded protein binding
Source: RefSeq, a predicted model, not a curated record